CAAUUAGAUGAAUGUUCCAAAAGAGCUAAUAAUGGGAAAUUUACUCUGCGGGAUCUCCUUGUGGUUCCAAUGCAACGAGUUCUGAAAUAUCAUCUGCUACUUCAGGAGCUGGUAAAGCACACUAAUGACAUAAUUGAGAAGGCAAAUCUAAAGUUGGCCCUUGACGCAAUGAAGGACUUGGCACAAUAUGUAAAUGAAGUGAAGCGAGAUAAUGAAACCCUCCGUGAAAUUAAGCAAUUUCAAUCAUCAAUAGAAAAUUUG
This is a messenger RNA of Protobothrops mucrosquamatus (brown spotted pit viper), 261 nucleotides long. Its product is annotated as guanine nucleotide exchange factor VAV3-like. The record is from RefSeq and is a predicted model, not a curated record. Lineage: Eukaryota; Metazoa; Chordata; Lepidosauria; Squamata; Viperidae. The annotation marks the transcript as partial. Gene Ontology annotation, molecular function: guanyl-nucleotide exchange factor activity. Gene Ontology annotation, biological process: regulation of GTPase activity; cell migration; intracellular signal transduction. The transcript has 4 exons. Gene Ontology annotation, cellular component: cytoplasm; plasma membrane.